AAAUCUACUUUGCCUUAGAAUUCUAUAAUAAACUUUGACAAAUUCGACUAAAAGUCGAUUUAGUCUAGUAAAAAUCUUAAAACCCUUUUAUAUUUUCACUAAAUUUAACUUUUCAAUCUUUAACUUUUGUUUGCUCAUUUAAUAACAAUAGCAUGUACUAUUUCCCAGUUUUUUGUUUACUCUCUUAACGUAAUAUAUAAUUCAAACCAUUAUAUUAACUAGCAUUAUUCAUAGCUAAUUAAACUUUCGGUUAUGUAUUUUUUUACUUUUUUUCCUCCUUUAUUAACGCGAUGCUUGAUAUUUUGAUAAAUACUUUUAUACAGGGCCGUUCCAAGCUGGCUCGGGGAUCUGGUACAAGUUUAAGUUGUAAAGUUCAAAAAUCUGAAUAUCAUCUAUACACCACAUUACAACUAAUUAAUCAAACAGAAAGUUUUCAAAUGUUAUCAAACUUUAAAAAGAUUUUUCAUUUAAAACUGUUAUUAUUUAUUGCAUCAUCAUUGGAGUAUGAGGCAUGCACUAAACAACGUAUAGAAUUAAGUGACGUAGAAAAUGCGUCUGUUGUAAUAGGUGGCUUGUUUCCAGUUCACGUUUUUGAUCAAAAGUACAAAACAUACGUAUUAAAUAAACCAGGACUUUUAUGGGUCGAGGCGAUGUUAUUUGCAAUUGAAGAAAUCAACAAAAGUAGCUUAUUACAUAAAAAAAUUGGUUAUCGUAUUCAAGAUAGCUGUAAUAACAUCGAAAUCGCAAUGAGGUCUACACUAGAAAUUACUCAAGGUUAUGUACAUAAUGAUACAGUAAAUAAGAAUGGUAAAUGUUUAUGCGAAUCAUUUAUGAAAGGAGCUAUAGCUUUAGUAGGUGAUGCAGCAUCUGAAACUUCAGCUUAUGUCGCCGCUAUUUUAUCAUCUUCAAAAAUUACUCAAAUAAGCUAUUCAGCAACAUCAACUAAUUUUAACACAGAGAUGUAUCCUUCAUUUUUACGAACUAUCCUACCUGAUAAUUUUCAGGCCGAAGCGAUUGCCGAUUUAAUUGUCUACAAUAACUGGACAUACGUCAGUGUUAUAGCUUGUGAUGACGACUACGGACGAGUUGGAUUUAGCGAGUCAUUACAAAAAUUACAAAAAAGAGGAGUUUGUACUGCCGUUAUAAAAGUUUUGGAUAUAAAAGGUGGAAAUGACGCAAGUGAAAUGGAAGCCGUUAUAAAAAAAUUACUUUUGGAAAAAAAAUCGAAUGUCAUUGUUCUUUGGUGUCAGAGACCUGAAGCUAUUCGCUUCUUAAAAACUGCCGAAAAGCUUUAUUUGUACAAUAAAACAUGGAUUGCAACAGAAUCCUAUGGCUUUAGUAACGAGUUGUUUUCUAUUAACCCAAAUGUUGUCAGAGGAAUGCUUGGAAUAAUCCCGUUUCAAUUUAAAUACGAGUUAUUUGAAUCUAGACUAAAAUCUAUGAAUCCUAGUAUAGUAUACAAAAAUCCAUGGAUUCAAGAAUACUGGAAGGAAAUAAACUGUGACAACAGUAGCACGAUCAACUGCCUUAACCGCAGUCUAAACGAAUUACCAAAAAGUAAAUACUUUGAAGUCAUUAAUGCUGUUCAGUCUAUUGCUAGAGGAUUAUAUUUUUAUAUAGAGUCUGAAAAUCCAUCAGCUUUUAAGCCUCAAAGACUUUUAUCAUAUGUAAAAAAUGUAAGUUUUAUGGGUAUCAACAAUAUUUUAAUAUCUUAUGAUGAACAAGGAAAUCCAAAGAAUGCCGGUUAUUCUAUCACUAAUUUAAAACAAAAUGAAAACAAAAAUCUAUUCUGGGAUGUUAUUGCCGCUUGGAAUUAUUCAUCAAGAGAAAUAAAAUUAAUCUCUGAUAAGAAAAUAAUAUAUUCAAGGUUUUCAGCAAAUUCUCCUCGCUCAUCGUGCAAAGAAAAUUGUAAACCAGGGUAUUAUGCCCUCAAGUUUGAAAGUUUAUGUUGUUGGGAAUGUGUACGAUGUCCAAAUGACAGUGUACAGCCAAAUUACGGUCAAGACUAUUGUAUUAGGUGUGGCGGUAACGAAAUGCCGAAUAAAGGCAAUAUAAAGUGUAUUAUGCCUAAGAAAGUUUACAUUAUGGCAAAUAGCAAACACGGUAUUUUAUUAAUUUUAUUUUCUUCCGUCGGAUUGCUUUUAGUUAUUUUUAUAAUUGGUACUUUUUACAAAUAUAAAGAAACUCCAAUUGUAAAAGCUUCAAACAUAAAUUUAUCUUUGAUGCAACUUAUAAGUGUUCUUUUUAUACUUAUGCUGCCAUCUUUUUGUAUUCAUAGAGAUACUACUAUUUACAUAUGUGGUGGUCAAUUGAUAUAUUUUGCGUGUUUUAAUUCAAUGGCAGUCUCAGUCACUUUUGUUAAGGCUGACUGUCUAUUGAAAAUAUUUAAAAAUAGUAAAAAGGGCCGUUCAGCGGGUCAUUUAACAGGCCAACCAACGCCAAUAGAAUAUUCGCAUUGUUGUUUUAUCAUAAAGGAAUUUACACCAGUUGCAGUUUUAAGUUUGUCUAUUAUAGUACUGUGUUUUGUUUUUCUUUUUUCAUUUCCAAUUGAAGUUAGCAGCUAUAUUACUAUGCAAAAAGAUGCUACUAUAGAGAUAGCCUAUUACUGUCACGGUUACUAUAAUUUUAUUUUAUUUUCAACAAUAGCCUAUGUUUCACUUAUAGCAUUUAUCUGUGGAGUGUAUGCAUUUAAAGCACGAAAUUUGCCAGAAACGCACAACGAAUCGCAGUUAACAUGUUUAGCAAUGUUUCUAUAUUUUCUAUCAUGGUUGAUAUUUGUUCCUACCUAUUUUAGUACAAGUGAUCAACAACAAAAACUAGUAGUUUGGUGUUUUAUGUCUAAUACAUCUACAAUAUGUUUUUUUUUUGUUAUGUAUGUACCAAAAUUGUACAUUAUUCUAUUUCGACCAGAAGAAAAUACAGCAGCUCUUUUCAGAGCAAAAAUUACAGAAUUUGUUUUCACAAAUUCAACAGUUGAGUUAAAAACCUAUAAAAUUUAAAAACAAGUAACAUCAACAUACGUUAAACAUUGUAUUUGUGCCCAAAAACGAGUCAAAAAUAAUUUGAAAUUUAAAGUUAUUUUAUUUUUGAAUAUUUUUAAAUAAUAAAUUUGUUUUAAGUGUAAAAUUUCAUGAA
This is a messenger RNA of Hydra vulgaris (swiftwater hydra), 3135 nucleotides long. Its product is annotated as metabotropic glutamate receptor 8. Lineage: Eukaryota; Metazoa; Cnidaria; Hydrozoa; Anthoathecata; Hydridae. Gene Ontology annotation, cellular component: plasma membrane. The record is from RefSeq and is a predicted model, not a curated record. Gene Ontology annotation, molecular function: adenylate cyclase inhibiting G protein-coupled glutamate receptor activity. Gene Ontology annotation, biological process: regulation of synaptic transmission, glutamatergic; G protein-coupled glutamate receptor signaling pathway.